GAGUAGUGUUUGAUGCGUAUGAGAAACAGUAGUAAAUGGAUUGUGUAUUGUUAUUAGUAUGCUUUACCAGAGUAUUUGUUGUUGAAAUAUGCUACUAUUUGAAUAAAAGUUUACUUGGACAUAAAAGUGUUACAUUUCUAGCACUGGUGGAUCAUAGAGUGUAUUUAAUUAAUUAGAAGCCUACCCUAUAGUGCGGCGACAAUUGAAUGUGAAUUGUUUAACGGUCCCGUGGACGUGAAUCAGCUGGCAGCAGUUGUCGAAUCUUACAUUAUUCCUGAGCUACAUUAUAUAUCGUGCUUCGAGCGAUUGUCAAAUGGAAACUAAACAGCUCAUAGCAAGAUACGAAUCAUUGAAUGGAAAGAAAUGGUCGCCUAAUUCCUUUUAUAACGAGGCCCUAGACAAACUCGGCUAUACAAAGGCGCGUUUGGAGGAAAGGGUAAAAAUAUAUGACAAUGCAGCCGAUUGUUUGACCAGGGUAACAAAUAGAAACUGGCCAGAAAGCAUAUAUGUUAUUGUUCCUGGAAGUCGUGGUGAAGGGAUGGCAGCUUCAUGGAAUAGUGAUUUAGAUAUGAUGUUUGUUCAGCCAGCAGUUAAAUGUUUUGAAAUUUAUCCAACGACAGAUUCCAAAGCAGUUGAAAACUGCGUAGCAGCCUUUGAACUUGACUUCCGUGAUAUCCCCGAAGGAUAUACAAAAUUACAUUUAAAACAUUUUAAAUGGUCCAGAGAAUAUAGAAAACUCACAUCUAGAAUUAAGAAAUCAUUGACGGACAAUGAUUAUUUGAAAAAUGGCGAAAGAUUGAUUGAAGCGGUAGAGUAUCGUAGUGGUGCUGUUCAGGCUCAAAAAAUAGGUUGGAUCAGCGAAAAUUACCGAUUCGAUGAAGUAACCGGACCUGCACAGCCACUCCAAUUUCCACUUCCAUUCCCUAACAAAUACUUGUCUUUUGACUUUGUUCAAGCAUUUCCUUGCGAUUGCCAGUCGGUAUUAGACGACUGGUUUAAACGAGAGAGACAAAAUUCCUGGCCAGGCGUAGAUGUCCUGAAUGCAAUAAAGGAAACAGAUGUAUUUGUUGUACCUGUUGGGCGGUCCGGUAGUAAAGAGGAGACCUUGCAAUGGAGAAUUUCGUUAACACUUGCAGAAAGAUCUCUGGUACGCUCAUUCAAUGACACGCAGGUAAAGGUGUAUGCUGCAUUGAAAAUGCUGGUAAAACAUGAAGUGAAACCGAUCUGUGCAAAUAUCACUUCAUACAUAGUGAAAAAUGUGAUCUUCUGGGUGUUUGAAAAGAGAUCAGGCACUGUUCAGAGAAACGAAUUCGUUGAGAUAUUAUUGCAGACGCUGAUAUACUUGAAAGAUUGUAUAUGUUUUGGAUGUCUUCCAAAUUACAUGAUUCCGUCCAGGAAUUUGCUACGAGGAAAGAUAUCACAAGAGGAAGCAUGUGCUUUGAAAGAGCAUCUCGAUAUUUUGAUUAAAGAAGAUUCAAAUGUUCUACUUCGUUGCCCUUUGGUAUACAAAAUGGCUGAACUGCCGGAGGAUGCUCUUAAGGAGAAAUUGUUAUUUAGGAAACUGUCGGAAGAGCUGUUUCUUGCAUUUUUCUCUGUUCCACCGCAUGUAUAUGACGAAAUUGAACAUUCAUUUCAGUUGGCACGGAACCCCGAUGAAUACCGUCGAAAGUACGCUACGCUUGUGUUACCAAUAAUACGAGAGCCAAAUCCUUUCGGUACAUUCCCUCUUUUGAAAACAAUGGCGGAUGAGGAAAUACAAAGCCGGCUGUUUGAAGGAUUCAGUCGUGGCGAUGAUAACAUGUGGAUGGAUUAGGAAAUAAAAUAAAUAAGACAGUUCAUAAAAUUAUGAAACCUUAGCAGACCGAAUCGAAAAAAAAAGAAAGUUCUGUUGUUUACUUAUAUUCCAACAUUACAUUGUUGUUAUCUAUGUAAACAAAGUUCAUACAUAUGACAUAUUUCUACUUAUACUGCGACAUUGAAAGUUAGUGCAAGGAGUGAAGUUAUUGUAACACAAAACCAAUAUUCUUCAGUUUACUUGAGAAAGGGAAAUGUGAAUAAGAGUAACCCAAUUGUGUGUUGUUUUUUAACAAUAGCGGGCGGACAUUUUUCUGAAGUAAUUUGUCCUCCAAAGCUAAUUGGAACAGUGCAUCUGUAAUGACAAUCAAACGAUUCCUAUGCGACCGCAUAUUUUCCUUAGGCAUUUCGGUAUUUUCAGAGGUAGAAUAGCUGAAGGCGCACUUGAAUUUCCGUAAUUUAGGCAUUUCGGUAUUUUCCGAUUUUUUUCAGAGGUAAAAUAGCUCAAGGCGCACUUGAAUUUCCGUAAUUUAGGCAUUUCGGCAUUUUCAGAGGUAAAAUAGCUCAAUGCGCACUUGAAUUUCUAUAAAAAAAAAGAGGAAAAAGCCGAUAUGACAAGUGGAGAUUACGUAAUUUUUCGAUAGUCAUUACGAGUUCAUUUCCUGAAAAGACGUAGCAGAUAUUGAUUCUUUAUGAACUUUCCAGUUUCUGCUAAUGAUAUAAAACUAAAGAUGAUACAAAAAGGAUUAUAAAGAUACUGCUGCAAAAAAGGUUUAUUGAAAGCUGACUCUGAUAUCUUGUUGUUUUGCAAACUUCUAAGGUUCUGGGUGACGACAAGUUUCAAAAUUUAUUACAUGAGGUUAUGACCUGACCACUGGCACCAGGCCACUGUUCAUAUUAUACCCUACCACAAGGUAUACUACAAGAACCGAAAAGUCAUGAAGUGAAACGUGCACUAACCCAUUUCAAUCGUACAUUUCUUACCCAAUACGCGCAGUUCGAUGAAUGGGUACCAAACAUAUUAAACAAGUAUAGUCAUUUAUUUUCCAUCGUGCACCAGUCAUAUUGUCUCAAUAUUUCAUAUUACAGAGAUACUCCACAUAUUUUAUGCUUUCGUCAACGUUACAGAAAAAAACUUGCGUGAACUUCCCUAAUGAACAUCCGGUCUAGUGGUCACAGAAUGCAAAAUAUUUUCUGUUUUACAAUAAAACAGGAAGUGAUGAGUGAAAUUCUUUUUAGAAAUGACUUUGAAUUUGAAGUCAUUCAUUGGUUUAUUUCUGCACUGUUUAUUUAAUUCAUUUGAAAGUUAGUGUAAGGAGUGAAGUUAUUGUAACACAAAACCAAUAAUCUUCAGUUUACUCGAGAAAGGGAAAUGUGAAUAAGAGUAACCCAAUUGUGUUUUUUUAACAAUAGCGGGCGGACAUUUUUCUGAAGUAAUUUGUCCUCCAAAGCUAAUUGAAACAGUGCAUCUGUAAUGACAAUCAAACGAUUCCUAUGCGACCGCAUAUUUUCCUUAGGCAUUUCGGUAUUUUCAGAGGUAGAAUAGCUGAAGGCGCACUUGAAUUUCCGUAAUUGAAUUUCCGUAAUUUAGGCAUUUCGGUAUUUUCCGAUUUUUAUCAGAGGUAAAAUAUCUCAAGGCGCACUUGAAUUUCCGUAAUUUAGGCAUUUCGGCAUUUUCAGAGGUAAAAUAGCUCAAUGCGCACUUGAAUUUCUAUAAAAAAAAGAGAGGAAAAUGCCGAUAUGACAAGUGGAGAUUACGUAAUUUUUCGAUAGUCAUGACGAGUUCAAUUCCUGAAAAGACGUAGCAGAUAUUGAUUCUUUAUGAACUUUCCAGUUUCUGCUAAUGAUAUAAAACUAAAGAUGAUACAAAAAGGAUUAUAAAGAUACUGCUGCAAAAAAGGUUUAUUGAAAGCUGACUCUGAUAUCUUGUUGUUUUGCAAACUUCUAAGGUUCUGGGUGACGGCAAGUUUCAAAAUUUAUUACAUGAGGUUAUGACCUGACCACUGGCACCAGGCCACUGUUCAUAUUAUACCCUACCACAAGGUAUACCAGAAGAACCGAAAAGUCAUGAAGUGAAAAGUGCACUAACCCAUUUCAAUCGUACAUUUCUUACCCAAUACGCGCAGUUCGAUGAAUGGGUACCAAACAUAUUAAACAAGUAUAGUCAUUUAUUUUCCAUCGUGCACCAGUCAUAUUGUCUCAAUAUUUCAUAUUACAGAGAUACUCCACAUAUUUUAUGCUUUCGUCAACGUUACAGAAAAAAACUUGCGUGAACUUCCCUAAUGAACAUCCGGUCUAGUGGUCACAGAAUGCAAAAUAUUUUCUGUUUUACAAUAAAACUGGAAAUGAUGAAUGAAAUUCUUUUUAGAAAUGACUUUGAAUUUGAAGUCAUUCAUUGGUUUAUUUCUGCACUGUUUAUUUAAUUCAUAUUGCAUCUUUUAUGCUGCAUAUACACAUUUUAGCAUACACGUGUAGUUAAACAACGACUGACAUAUAUUUUCACAUCAACCAAUCAGAAAACGUUUGUAAUUUAGACUGGAACUUCACCAGGGAAGUUCAACGAAGUUUUUUCUGCAGAGUUGAGAAAACAAUAAACGAGCCGUGCCAUGAGAAAACCAACAUAGUGGCUUUGCGACCACAAAGUCUGGCCAGGAUCCAUGCUGUUCACUUUCAAAGCCUAUUACAAUUAGAGAAACCGUCAGCGAAUAACAUGGAUCCUGACCAUACUGCGCGAAUGCGCAGGCUGACCUGGAUCCAUACUGAUCGCAAAGCCACUGUUGGUUUUCUCAUGACGCGGCUCAAACUAUGCGUUGUUAUUCUAAGAUAUGAUAUAUUUGAGGAAACGUUACCGGGAUACAAUGGAAGAUAAAUUACCACUUGUUCAAUAUCCAUAGUACAUAUUUACCGAACUGUGCGUUUAAGAUAUGAAAUGCGUGAUUGAAAUGGUUUAGUAUAUUUUCCCGUUCAUGACAAUGGUUUAUUAUAGUAUACCUAGG
Molecule: messenger RNA, 4790 nt
Organism: Mercenaria mercenaria
Lineage: Eukaryota; Metazoa; Mollusca; Bivalvia; Venerida; Veneridae
Exons: 2
Coding region: 314-1813 (499 amino acids)
Source: RefSeq, a predicted model, not a curated record